Molecule: messenger RNA, 1180 nt
Organism: Brassica oleracea var. oleracea
Lineage: Eukaryota; Viridiplantae; Streptophyta; Magnoliopsida; Brassicales; Brassicaceae
Exons: 1
Coding region: 66-740 (224 amino acids)
Source: RefSeq, a predicted model, not a curated record
UAAUACGACAAGUCAUAACUUUCCAGCUUGAAUACAAAUCUCUCUAUUUCUCUGCAAAAAAAAAAAUGGCAAAAUGUCUCAUCAAUUCUUGUAUCCCUAUCCUCCGUAGACGCCAAGCAAUAGUCACGCUAGUUUUCUUUGAGCAAGGAUCCACCAAAACCCUAUGUGACUCAAAGAAACACGUCGCCGGAGAAAUCAUGUUCGAGUUUCCCGAUCAAAUCGUGUGCCAUGCAGAUUCAUUCUUCAUCGGCCGUCCCGUUCCAGCUCUAGCCAUGGACGACUAUCUACUCCCAGGUCAAACCUAUUUCGUUUUACCGAUCGAACGUUUCGCUUAUAAAAUCUUAACCACUUCGUGUCUCUCCAUCUUCAACUCUAAUAAUGGUGAAAAAGUUCCGUCUACUAAUCAACCAACGUUGAAUUUCACCGCCCCGUCGAGUCCACCACCGUUCGAGUAUUCUAAGGGAGUAAACGGGAAGGUUUUGAUAAAAGUUUCUCCUGUUUUUAUCAUGAGUCUUAUAUGUAAAAACAGAAACAUGUGCAGCAAAGGAGAGGCGAUAAUAGAUUGUGGUGAGAGCAGUGAGCUUUGUAAUUCUCCCGAGCUAAAGAAGCAGUAUGAUCAGCUUGUGGGAACGAGAGAACACAUAUGGUCACCGAAGUUGCAGACGAUCUCCGAGCAUGAGACUAGGGUUUCUCCAUUAAGGUUCUUGGGGAUUAUUCGAAGGCAACAAGAAGUGAAAUGAUUAAGCUACGAAAAGUAUUCAUAGUUUUUAUUUUCAUAGUUCUUCUUUCGUACAGUUGUUCUUUAAAACAAAACAAAAAAAAAAAUUGAAUGAUAAGAAAGAAAGAAAAAAAUUAGAGUGGUUAGUUAAAUGUGUAGUUGGUAUUGUUUGGUUGGUUACAACUUACAAGUUAGUCCAAGUUGACAAUUGCAUGUUCUGUAUUAUUUCCACAAAGUAACAUAUUAAUUUGCGAGGUGCUCCACAUACAUAUGAGGUGAUAUGAUGAUAUAUGGUUCGUUCAUCCUUGACAAUUCAACUCUGCUCGCACGUUAAUUUGUUGUAACCUUUGAAUACUUUAUGGCUUCGCUUGAUGGUCUUCAGAAAUGAGAAGAUGAUUUGGUUUAUUAUUUUUUGUUCAGCAUGAGAAGAUAUAUUAAAGAAAACAACUAACGACUUAUCUC